This is a messenger RNA of Fusarium venenatum, 2946 nucleotides long. RefSeq names its product chitin synthase-domain-containing protein. Lineage: Eukaryota; Fungi; Ascomycota; Sordariomycetes; Hypocreales; Nectriaceae. Gene Ontology annotation, molecular function: chitin synthase activity. Gene Ontology annotation, cellular component: cell periphery; cell septum. The record is from RefSeq and is a predicted model, not a curated record.
AUGGUCUUCAACGAAAAUGGCCAAAGAAAUGGCCCCAACUAUGAUGCGCCACGCGAGAUGCAAGAUCUACCUGCUGGCCAAGCAUACCACUUUCGCGAAUCUGACGACGCAAACGCCUCAAACCGAUCGCCCGUGAGCAACCCAUACGAACCCGAUUAUGAACAAUUAUCUCCCCCGCCCAUGCUGGGCGCACAGCGCCCUGUCCCCGAACAAAACGAGUCGAGCCGCGAUCUUCUACACAGCUCUUACCAUGGCAGUAUAGGUCAGGCCAGCUUCGACCAGGGCAGCCUCGGCCACAACAGUGCCUAUGGAGUUGGCGCUUUCGGUCAUUAUCCUCCUGACCAGCACGGUCGGUUGCCUGGCUCGCCGGGUUACGAGUACCCAGAACCUGAGUACGAUGUCGAAGCCUCCCGCCUGGCUGAAUCACGCCUUUCUGUCGUGCAUCGUACACCUACGAUGCAGGAAUGGGGUCAGAAUGGGGAGACACUGUCUGUUUCGCCUGAAUUUGCCCACGGCCGCCCAGAUUCGACUUACCAGGAAUUCGACGUUGACGAGAGCUGGAUGAUGCGCCAGCAGCAAGCACAACUUGGACCUGGUGGCCUCGGUCGCUCAAAGACUCGCAAGGUCAAGCUUGUCCAGGGCUCCGUCCUCAGUAUCGACUACCCCGUCCCCAGCGCCGUCAAGAACGCCAUCGAGCCCAGGUAUCGCAACGGUCCUGGAAGCAUGGAGGAGGAAUUCACAAAGAUGCGCUACACAGCUGCUACCUGCGAUCCGAACGACUUCACCCUGCGCAACGGUUUCAACCUCCGCCCGCGAAUGUAUAACCGUCAUACCGAACUCCUCAUCGCAAUCACCUAUUACAACGAAGACAAGGUGCUUCUCGCCCGAACCCUACACUACACAAUGAAGAACAUUCAGGACAUUGUGAACCUGAAGCGAUCCAAAUUCUGGAACAAGGGAGGUCCAGCCUGGCAGAAAAUCGUCGUCUGUCUCGUCUUCGAUGGUCUCGAUAAAGUUGACAAGAAUGUCUUUGACGUCCUCGCCACUGUUGGUGUCUAUCAGGACGGCGUUCUCAAAAAGGACGUCAAUGGCAAGGAAACUGUCGCCCAUAUUUUCGAGUACACCAGUCAAAUCUCCGUGACGCCCGAUCAACAGCUUGUCCGUCCUGACCCCGACAAGCCGCAUCGCAAUCUGCCCCCCGUGCAGUUCAUUUUCUGUCUUAAGCAAAAGAACAGCAAGAAGAUCAAUUCGCAUCGCUGGCUGUUCAACGCCUUUGGUCGCAUUCUAAACCCAGAAGUCGCCAUCCUCAUCGACGCCGGAACAAAACCUGGCCCGCGCGCCCUGUUGUCUCUCUGGGAAGGCUUCUAUAACGAUCGUGACCUCGGCGGUGCUUGUGGUGAGAUCCACGUCAUGUUAGGCAAGGGUGGAAAGAUGCUUCUCAACCCGCUUGUCGCGGUACAGAACUUCGAGUACAAAAUUUCCAAUGUGCUCGAUAAGCCUCUGGAAAGUGCGUUCGGAUACGUCAGUGUCCUGCCUGGUGCGUUUUCAGCGUACCGCUUCCGUGCCAUUAUGGGACGACCAUUGGAGCAGUACUUCCACGGCGACCACACGCUCUCCAAAACUCUAGGCAAGAAGGGUAUUGACGGAAUGAACAUCUUCAAGAAGAACAUGUUCCUUGCCGAGGACCGAAUUCUCUGCUUCGAAUUGGUCGCAAAGGCGAGUCAAAAAUGGCAUCUGAGCUACAUCAAGGCAUCCAAGGGCGAGACCGAUGUGCCUGAAGGCGCAUCUGAGUUUAUUGGCCAGCGACGUCGAUGGCUUAACGGAUCUUUCGCCAUGUCUCUCUAUUCUCUUAUGCAUUUCGGACGAAUGUAUGGCUCUGGCCAUAACGUUGUCCGACUCUUUUUCCUCCACAUCCAGUUCGUGUACAACUUACUCAACGUGCUGUUCAGUUGGUUCUCGCUCGCUGCUUUCUAUCUCACUACCACGAUUAUCAUGAAGCUUGUCGGAACGCCACAGGUUCUAUCCGGGUACCAUGGCUGGCCGUUUGGCGAUAUGGCUACGCCAAUUGUCAAUGUUCUGAUCAAAUAUAUUUACAUCGCUUUCCUCGUCCUGCAAUUCGUCCUCGCUCUUGGAAACAGACCAAAGGGUGCUCAGUACACUUACGUCCUCUCCUUCAUGGUUUUCGGCUUGAUCCAGUUGUAUCUUUUGGUCUUGACUGGCUAUCUCGUGUACCGAGCCUUCACUGGAACGCCCAUUGAAGACCAGAUCUCAUUCGCGUCCGGGCAAGCCUUCUUCGAUAGUUUCUUCGGAGGCGAUACUGGUGUCGCAGGUCUGAUCAUCAUCGCCUUGAUCACUAUCUACGGUCUCAACUACAUCGCGUCCUUCCUCUACCUAGAUCCGUGGCACAUGUUCCACUCCUUCCCUCAAUAUCUUGUCCUCAUGUCAACCUACAUCAACAUCCUGAUGGUUUAUGCCUUCAACAACUGGCACGAUGUGUCCUGGGGAACAAAGGGUUCCGAUGCUGCCGAAGCUCUGCCCUCUGCCAACAUUGUCAAGGAUGAAAAGGGCAAGGAAGCCGUUGUGGAAGAAAUCGAGCAGGAGCAGGAGGAUAUCGACAGCAAGUUUGAAAAGGUCGUUUGGCGAGCCCUCGCACCAAUGAGCGAAAUGAUGGAAGAACAGCCCGAGAAGAAGGACGUUGAAGAUUCAUACAAGUCUUUCCGAACUGGUCUUGUUAUUCUUUGGUUGCUGUGCAACAUUGUUCUCAUUGUCUUUGUCACAACAGACGAUUUUAUCACUCUCGGUGUCUCUAAAGCCGCAGACGUCCGUACACCCAUGUAUUUCCGUUUCCUCCUCUACUCGACAGGUGUGCUGUCUAUUGUCCGCUUCAUUGGUUUCCUCUGGUUCAUUGGACGAACUGGUAUUAUGUGCUGCAUUGCAAGGCGAUAA